This is a messenger RNA of Capronia epimyces CBS 606.96, 552 nucleotides long. RefSeq lists its product as uncharacterized. The record is from RefSeq and is a predicted model, not a curated record. The coding region runs from base 1 to 552 and encodes 183 amino acids. The transcript has a single exon. NCBI's taxonomy places the organism in Eukaryota, Fungi, Ascomycota, Eurotiomycetes, Chaetothyriales, Herpotrichiellaceae.
AUGGCCCACGAACAAAUCCACAGCGUCGAACCAGAGCAAGAGGCUAUUGACGAUUUCAACGUCCACACGCAGAAGUUUCUCAAACGCACAGUCCACACCAGUCACUGCCGCUCGCGGUACAAGAACAACAAGGUUGACGGGCCCGUCGCCGCCAUGUGUGCCGGAUUACCCAUGCAAUUCAAGGAUAUGAUGAGUGUUCAACGCGCGGUAGAUUUCGAUAUCAAGUAUUGUUCGCCCAACCGUUUUCGAUUCUUUAGAAAUGGAACCAGUGGAAGAGAUGCAAAGGAUAAUGGAUCUGAGCUACUAUCUGAGAAAGGACGGCUGGAACCAGGAGCAGGUAAAAUCCGCAUGACCACGCUCAAAUCUCUCAUAGCGGUUGUACAGCAGGUGGCGCCAAGUCUGACGCCAACGAAGAAUUCGACCUUCCAGUAUUCAGGCCGAAAACAGCGGCCGGCCUGUCUGAACCUCACCGCCAGAUGGCUUACCUUGAAUGAACUCUUCACAAUCGCACGGCUUGAUCUCUCCACCUGGGCUGCAUCCACCUACUUGUAG